GCUUAUCGAAGGGUUGGCUAUAUAAAGUGGGAGCCUCUGCUCAGUGCUCCUCAUUCAAAAGUAGUUCAGAUAUCUUCAAGCCAUAAAACACACAACUGUGGAAGUUUCGUGUUUACUCAAAAAUGGCCAUUUUUUGGCCUCGCCUGGUUUAUGCAGUAGCAGUAUUCAUACUGGCCACCAAUGUAGCAGCCGAUGAUGAUUACAGGCCUUACAUUUACAAGUCCCCUCCCCCGCCAUACUACCCCUACAAAUCACCAUUACCGCCAUACUAUAAGAAGUCUCCACCAUAUUACAACUAUAAGUCACCGCCACCACCAUCACCAUUUCCUCAUCCUCCCUAUAUUUAUAAAUCUCCACCACCACCAUCUCCAUCACCGCCUCCACCUUACAUUUACAAAUCCCCUCCUCCACCAUCUCCAUCACCUCCUCCUCCUUAUAUUUAUAAAUCACCACCUCCUCCUUCUCCAUCUCCACCCCCUCCUUACGUUUACAAGUCACCGCCUCCUCCAUCUCCAUCACCUCCUCCUCCAUACAUCUAUAAAUCACCGCCACCACCCUCACCAUCUCCUCCACCUCCUUAUAUUUACAAGUCACCACCUCCACCAUCUCCCUCACCUCCUCCUCCAUAUGUCUACAAGUCACCUCCACCUCCAUCACCAUCACCCCCACCUCCUUAUAUUUAUAAGUCACCCCCUCCUCCAUCUCCAUCACCCCCUCCUCCUUACAUCUAUAAAUCACCGCCACCACCCUCACCAUCUCCUCCACCUCCUUAUAUUUAUAAGUCACCGCCUCCACCAUCUCCCUCACCUCCCCCUCCAUACGUCUACAAGUCACCACCACCUCCAUCACCAUCACCUCCUCCUCCUUAUAUUUAUAAGUCACCUCCUCCUCCAUCUCCAUCACCCCCUCCUCCCUACAUCUACAAGUCACCGCCUCCUCCAUCUCCAUCACCUCCCCCUCCAUAUAUCUAUAAAUCACCACCACCACCCUCACCAUCCCCUCCACCUCCUUAUAUUUACAAGUCACCUCCACCAUCUCCCUCACCUCCUCCUCCAUAUAUCUAUAAGUCACCACCACCACCCUCACCAUCCCCUCCACCUCCUUAUAUUUACAAGUCACCCCCUCCACCAUCUCCCUCACCUCCUCCUCCAUACAUUUACAAAUCACCACCACCUCCAUCACCAUCACCUCCUCCUCCUUAUAUCUAUAAAUCACCGCCACCACCCUCACCAUCCCCUCCACCUCCUUAUAUUUACAAGUCCCCUCCUCCACCAUCUCCCUCAUCUCCUCCCCCAUACAUCUACAAAUCCCCACCACCUCCAUCACCAUCACCUCCUCCUCCUUAUAUUUACAAGUCACCGCCUCCUCCAUCUCCAUCGCCACCUCCUCCCUACAUCUACAAGUCACCCCCUCCUCCAUCUCCAUCACCUCCUCCUCCAUAUAUCUAUAAAUCACCGCCGCCACCCUCACCAUCCCCUCCACCUCCUUAUAUUUACAAGUCCCCUCCUCCACCAUCUCCCUCACCUCCUCCCCCAUACAUCUACAAAUCCCCACCACCUCCAUCACCAUCACCUCCUCCUCCUUAUAUUUACAAGUCACCGCCUCCUCCAUCUCCAUCACCACCUCCUCCCUACAUCUACAAGUCACCCCCUCCUCCAUCUCCAUCACCUCCUCCUCCAUAUAUCUAUAAAUCACCACCACCACCGUCACCAUCCCCUCCUCCUCCUUAUAUUUACAAGUCACCACCACCACCAUCUCCCUCACCUCCUCCUCCAUACGUUUACAAAUCACCACCACCUCCAUCACCGUCACCACCUCCUCCAUAUGUUUACAAAUCACCACCUCCUCCAUCUCCAUUACCCCCUCCUCCCUACAUCUACAAGUCCCCCCCUCCUCCAUCACCUUCACCUCCUCCUCCUUAUGUUUACAAGUCUCCACCACCACCAUCCCCAUCACCACCACCUUACUACUACUACAAUUCCCCACCACCUCCCGCUGUAUACUAAUUAUUACCGAUCACUAUUUGAUCUACAGAUUGCCUUAUUUGUUAUUAAAAAGAAUAAAUGCUGCCCUCAAGUACUCAGAUACUCUCAUCGGGGAUAUAUGGUUUUAUGAGCAUCGUUCAAAUGUCGAUCAAAGCAGUCCGUUCGAGACAUGUAAUAGGAUAAAAAAUAGACGGAAAGACAUGCAUGCCACUUUUCAGUGCCUUUUCAUGAAUAAUGAGAUCAUGUUGUAAUUUGCAACUCGCGAUCUACUUGAUAUGGAUAUUGUAUUUGUGAUUUCUUUAAUUAAUUGUUUCCUAUAUGUUGAUGAUCAUGAGACGUUAUAUAUGCUUAAAAUAUUACUCUCUUCUUUUAUUUC
This is a messenger RNA of Juglans microcarpa x Juglans regia, 2361 nucleotides long. Its product is annotated as extensin-2-like. The record is from RefSeq and is a predicted model, not a curated record. Lineage: Eukaryota; Viridiplantae; Streptophyta; Magnoliopsida; Fagales; Juglandaceae.